Saccostrea echinata is the source of this 1722-nucleotide messenger RNA. RefSeq lists its product as uncharacterized. Bases 26 to 484 code for a protein of 152 amino acids. Gene Ontology annotation, molecular function: carbohydrate binding. The record is from RefSeq and is a predicted model, not a curated record. Lineage: Eukaryota; Metazoa; Mollusca; Bivalvia; Ostreida; Ostreidae. Gene Ontology annotation, biological process: cell adhesion. The transcript has 2 exons.
UUUUACAAAUUCUCAGUAUAUUUAUAUGAAUACUGGUUUUUGGAAUGAGGAGAGUAAGAACGAAGUUCUAUACAGCAAGAUCAUGAGAGACGUCCAGGCAAUUCUAAUACAGCAGAAUGAAAUUUAUAUGAAUGAGAUCAACCGUCUUCAGCGUGAAAUAAAACAACUUCGGAAAGAUGGAAUAGCCAAAGCAGGAAACAGCAGUCAAUCACCAUUGAAGUGUGAAUCGGGUGUACUAGGAAUUCACAAAUCUCCUUCUCCUACCUGGCCAUAUACACAAGUAGUCAGCUUCCGUUCUCCAUUUCGGGAAAUACCAGCAUUGACUUAUGGUCUGUACCUACUCGAUUCUUGGCAUCGCACCAACCUUCGUGUGAAUGCGAUAGUGACGGAUAUCACCAAUAGUGGAUUUAAUGUGAGGCUGCAGACAUGGGCAGAUACCACUUUAUAUGGAGCCAGUAUUAGCUGGAUGGCUUGUGGAGGAUAAAAAUACGUGUAUCUUCGCUUACAAAAUUUUUAGUUUUAUGUAGCUUGUAGUGAAACAUAGUUUUCAAUGAAUGAUCUUAUGUCCUUUUCAAUUGUAUAGAAUAACAAAAGUGAUAAAGGCUCAAAACAAAAAAUUACAUAUAAUCAAAUUUAAAUUCAAUUUAAUCUUUCCAUUCCAGAGUCACAGCAAGUCGAUAUAUUUUUUUUUACAUGAAAGAGAGAUUCUGUAGAGAACAGCUUUAAGUUUUAGUGUACGUUCGUUCGUUGUCUAUGCAUCUUUCUUGUUUUUUCCCAUUUUCUCGUAAUUUAUUAACGAAACACUGGAAUCUCAUCCCAGUAACGAUUUAAGUGUUAAAAAAAAGUGAAUCAUUAAGUACAUACAUGUAUAGAAACACUUAGCCUUCAUGAGAAGUACGCUGAAAAGGCUUCUGAAACAUAUACUUGAAGGCUGCAGUGCCGCGUUGUCGAAUGAUUGAUAUAAAUGAAGCAUAAAUUUACCUAACAUUAUCUCCGUAGUUCAUUUGUCUCCAAUUACACAUAUUGCUUGGUUUGGGAAACAUUGCUGCUAGAAUCCAAAUAUAUUUAUAAGAAAAUAAUUAUCUAACAUUUAUACGAAAAAAAAUCCUUCCAUCAUGUACUGUAAGCAUUUUGAUCGGAGAUUAUAUACAUGUACAUGUUCUCAGAGAACAUCACUAAGCACACGAUAUUAACAUCAAUAACAAUUUAGUGGAGUUUUAUACUAAGUGUUAUUGCAAAACUAAACUGUUCAAGUAUAUACGUGGUAAAGUGUUAUACCACGCAUAUAUGUAAUCAAAGUACUGAAGAUACUGAUGGGAGUUGAUUUUAAGGACGAUUUCAAAUAAAAUUUUAUGUUUUUAACCUUGUUUACAACUUUUCAAAUAAUCUGCAACAUUAUUGCUUCUUAAUUUGGUAUGCGAGUAUCAAAAGACUAAAAAAAAAUGUCACGAAUCUAUGGAGUCAAAUAAGUAAGGCUUGUUUUGAUUUGACCAUAACUUUUGAACGAUAUGCCAAAACGUGUAAGACUUCUUCAUUGCUCUAAAUUUUUCAGUAGUUUAAGGUAUUUUCCUUACCAAAAAUUUGUUUAAAAGUGCCAGUGCGACUUUUUUGCGCCAGAAUGCUAUUCAAGUUGUUGAUUCCGCUCAUAUAAUCUUUAAUUGAAUAAAUGAUUUUUAAGUGUACGUUUGCAUACGGGGUAUAUAUCUCUCAGUUGAUUCGAUA